AGACAACUAUCUCACAUAAGCAUCUUCUUGAACAGAGUGACCCAGCUCGCUUAAGCAUUAAUGAAGUACACGACAGAGGUUACGUGUUUGUGGAGUCUCGGUUUGCUGGUAUAGUGUCUCGGGAACAAGAGUUGUAUGAUCUAGCCCUCUCUGCACUCCCUAACCAGACUAUCUCUAUUGUUGUGGAGAGUCAAGGGCGAAUAUGCUACGGUUCACAAAUUAAUGAUUUUAAGGGACUGACUACAAAUGUAACAAUAAAUGGUAACACUUUGGAAAACUGGAAAAUGGUCCCGAUACCACUGAGCAAUGUGCCUCGUCUCUCCUCUGCUCUUAAACGACUUAAAUUCAAAGUAACGACAAGUGGAAUAUCUCCACAAGAACUACUGGCAACUCCUCAAGGUGGAAUGACUUUCUAUGAAGGCUCAUUCAAUGUACCUGAUGAUGACUCACACCCACAAGACACAUUUCUUCGUCUGGAUGGCUGGGGAAAGGGUAUAGUGUGGGUGAACGACUUCUGCCUUGGCCGGUACUGGCCAGAGGUUGGCCCUCAGGUGACAUUGUACAUCCCCAACGGUGUCUUAAUGAAAGGCCCCAACACCCUGGUGGUACUAGAGUAUGAAGUAUCACCCUGUGUGCUCCCUGAUUCGUGCUUACUUACUCUUCAAGAUAAACAUGUAAUUAAUGGACCCACUCCUGCAUAAAAGUUGAAAUAAAUACAGGUUCCCCUUGAAUUAUGCGAGGUUACAUUCCGAUGAACCCAUCAUGUCGAAAAUUAAUAUGAUCUGCUAAAUAAGUAAAUAAAUAACUACUGCCACUCAAUAAGUAAAUAAACAAAUAAUUACUGUAAAUACAUGCAUCAGUAUUGAAAAUUAAAAAAAAAUGUAUAUGAGUCAUGGACUUGCCACCUUCCUGCUGGAUAAUUAUCUUAAAGUUUAAUCUCCAAAGUAAUUGCUGUUGCACCAUCGUAAAGUUGAAAUGUCAUUAAGGGCGC
This is a messenger RNA of Cherax quadricarinatus, 991 nucleotides long. RefSeq names its product beta-galactosidase. Gene Ontology annotation, molecular function: beta-galactosidase activity. Gene Ontology annotation, cellular component: vacuole. Lineage: Eukaryota; Metazoa; Arthropoda; Malacostraca; Decapoda; Parastacidae. The record is from RefSeq and is a predicted model, not a curated record. Gene Ontology annotation, biological process: carbohydrate metabolic process.